GUAGUCUGCAUUUACUUAGACUGAUGGAGAACAGGCGAGGCUUUCAGGUUGGUUACGCGAUGGCGGCUCUCUCAAUAAUAUCUGGAUUUUAACGCGAAAACAAUGGCUUCACUGCCCGGAGAGGCGGCUUGUUAUCUGGACUAGCAACCGGAAUGAUAGCGGUAUCAGGUUGGCUGGUAGAUUUUGCUUGAGCGGAGAGUCGGAGGUGUCCCGUCUCUGUUCAGGACUCAGUGUUUUUCUGGUCCGUCUCCCGGGCCUGCCUACACCGGAGCGGCGGGCUGCUACUUUCGGAUGAGCGGGCGGUAGGUCUUGAAGUGGUGGGGUCUGAAUUUAGCCGAACCGAAGCAAAACCAGAACCUCUAGGAAAGCGCCUAACACGUCGGUCACGGAAACAUGUCAUAGUUGUAGGGGGAGAGUCAGUAACGUCAAAAUUGGAGUCCUGGUUUUGGGGCUCCUGCUAGUUAGCAUUCUUAUUAGCCAACGGCAGAAUAGACUCGCAUCGGCUAAAUCGAGAAAGCACAAGUGAUUUAUCGACAUUUAGCAUUGUGAUUUGCACUUGCUUCCUAUGUGGAGGUGGAGGUGUAGUGGUGCGUGGGCAGAAUUAAGUGAUAUUUCAGGCGGAACCCGUCCCAGUGUUUGUUGACGGGUUAUUUGCAUGUUGUUGGUGCAGCUAGCAGGUUGCUAACUGAACCGAGUGGUUAGUGACGUAACGGUGGUCAUUGUUUUGACAGCAUGCAGCAUCUUUCCUGACGCGGCAAAACUCUCAUUUUUACCACAUUUAACGGUGUUCAUCAGUGCAUUGAUAAUAGAUAUCGACAGAUGUGAUUUUAGAGGACUUUAUGUUUGGCUUACUGAUGUGACGCAGCUCCCGGUGCUGUCACAUUAUCACAUUGUACCCCAACUGCUAGUCUUUAUGUUAUUAACGACCAACCAUAACAUCAUGAACACCUGGGUGAUAUCGUGCAACCCAAUACAACAGCUUUACCUUAAAUUCUGCUUUAACUCAGCCUCUAUGAUUUUUAACAUGGUCAGAUAGGUGAUAACUGCUUUUACUAUGUUAAAGCUGAAGCUGUUGUUGUAUUACCUUUGUAAUGUUUUGCACCCUUAAUUUUUUGUGAAUGAAGUGAACAGAAAGUGAGGAACACCUUUAAGUUUUAACAGUACACUAUCAUCCACUUUUUCAAAAACCACACGUCUGGUAAAAUUUGUGUUAGAGCUAUUAUAUUGGAUUGCAUUAGGUAGCUCAGAUGUCCAUGAUGUUAUAGAAGGUCAAUGCGAAUAGUGAUUUAUCAUUAACUGCUGCGGCAUUUCAUGUUGGUAAAGCUCAAUUUUGUGAGUUCCUCGUUCUUUGUGUACAAAUCAGCUAUUCAUGUUGUUUUUCCCCCAACAGGAGGUAUCACACUGACUUGAGCUGCGUUUUUUCUUUUACACAAAGUUGUAGGAUGGAUCCAGACAGUGGGGCAGAAACACAAAAAGCUGUCAGUUUGCAGUGGAAGAGCUACAAACUUGUCCAGGACCCAGCCAUUAGACGGGUCACUCAAAAGAUCUACAGAUAUGAUGGAGUACAUUUCAGUGUGCCAGUGAGUUCAUUUUCAUCUUUUCCAUGUUAAAUAUUUCCCGUGCAUGUGUGUAUUUUAAUCCUUGGACUUCAAAUUGUACAUAUGUUUAUCUCCCAGGACUCUGGAUUUCCGCCUGUGGGUGAACUGCGGGAUCCUAGACCCCGGAGACUGUGGUCUAGGUACACAGAACUGUCAUUGCCAGUGCCCAAGUUUAAGGUGAGAAAAGCUUUUCCCAACAGCUUUACCUAUCAGAAGGGCAAGCUAUUCUUCCCUCAUUUGAUCUUUUUUUCUUAUAGCUUGAUGAGUUCUACGUGGGUCCCAUACCCCUUAAGGAGGUGACCUUCGCUAGACUCAAUGACAACAUCAAGGAGCCUUUCUUGGCAGAAAUGUGCGCCAAGUUUGGAGAGGUAGAGGAGAUGGAGAUCCUGUUUCACCCAAAGACCAGGAAGCACUUGGGCCUGGCUAGAGUGUUGUUUACCAGCACAAGGGGAGCUAAAGACACCGUGAAGCAUCUGCACAACACUUCUGUUAUGGGCAAUAUUAUUCAUGCUCAACUGGAUAUAAAAGGUAAGCAGAGCCAACGCCCUAAGUGAAGGGUUUUUGAAUAUGAGCCCUUUCGAACUUCUUGCUGUAGGAAUAUGUCAUAAUAAUGUUUUUACCAUGACACAUUUUAAACAUCAAUGAUCAUGUAAAGCAUUUGAGAUUUUGCCUCAACACUAUUUGAAACACUUCCCCUUUUACACACAUUGAAAUAAUAAAAGUAUCUAUCAUGUAAGUCUUUUUUUUUUGCUUUUGGACUUUAACAUGCUCAGAGAGCUUCUCCCAACCAUCUGUACAAAUGCUUAUAUGUGGUAUUCAACUGUACAACUUGACUGUGGGGUUUAAUGUAUGUGUUAACUUUUUAUCUUAUUGAACAAAAAACGCUAACGGUAAGCAGUAAUCAAAAAACAUUCAGUAGUAUGUGAAAUAGUAAUUUUAUGUGUUUUCAUUUCAUUAUUUGCCCCUUUUGCCCACAAUUGUACCAAAUGAGCCCCAGCCUCUCACAGCUGUGACUGAUUUCGUUUAUCAGGUCUAAAGGUGUACUUUUUAGAUAACAUAUUGGCUCUUGGCUGAGAUUGUAAAACCUCAAAAGUGUUUGUCUUAGGAAUCUGUGUAGUGUUUAUAGUUGUUGCUAAUGAGUUACAUUAAUUUUCUGUUGCUUUGUUUUCCUCCCUAGGCCAGCAAAGGCAGAAGUAUUACGACCUGAUAGUUAACGGGUCUUACACCCCUCAGACGGUGCCUCUGGGAGGCAAGGCUCUGACUGACAGGAUCCAGCCUCCGACCCCAACACAGCCACAGCCUGAUACAGUAUGUAACAUCAUGAUAAGAUAUUAAAUUGAUUUGUGUUUGGACUUCUGAGUGUUAGUAGCCAUUACACAUUUUCAUAGGUCAGUGCAUAUACUUAAUUGGUAAUAAUAUGUUGAAGUGUUUAACUCAUCUAUACUGUAUUGGACAACAGAUCAGUAUGACUGCAUUUGCUUGGUUACUUAAAUAUUCUUACUUUUUUUUGUCUCUCGUUUUUUUGUUGCACAGUCAUCAGAAAUCAGGCGCAGGCUCUCCAGUGAGCUUGCAGUUUUGGCAGCAGGGGUCCAGGCCCUCACAUCAGGCAACAUUACCCCUUGCUCAGCGGACACUGGUUUCAGUGAGCAGCGUCUAGACACUCCCCCUUCCACCAUGUCUGGCCCUUUCACCCCGGGCUCCUCUACUUCUUCUCAGGGUGGAGGUACACCUUACAGCUCCAGGUCUGGGACUCCCUUUUCACAAGACUCGGGCUUCACUGGCAGCAGGUCAGUUUUCUAGCACAUGUUGAAUUUCAAAAAGUUUUGGUUAUUUUAGAGUUGCUGUGAACAAAAGUCAAAUCCAGGUCCUUUGAUCAAAGCUGAGACACUCCUUAUCUUUUAAGUCCAUGAUAGAAUCCAAGUUAAUGAACCCUCUCAUGUGGUUUAUUAGAAUUAUAAAUCUGACUGUGUAAAUGAAGCGGUCAGUAUUCAAAUUCAUUUUGUGCCAGCCUGCAGACAUCGCUACUAUGUUGUUAGAUAUGGUUUUGAUCUUGAUAAUGUAGCACGCCAGGCAGUAUAAUGAUCUGCAUAUAUUUAUCUGUUGGUAGACUUGUACUAUUAAAUGAUGAAGAGUCUUAUAAUUACAUGAUCAAUAACUUUUUCUUGGACUCUGAGUUUUGCCUUAUGUUGCUUUAAUUAGUUUUUGUGACACAGACUGAAGGAGUGGGACUGUUGAGGUCUGACAAAUCUAACAAUUUGUUUUCUACUUGUUUCACAAUCGCAGGCAUACUGGCUACAACACUGGCACUUUGGGCAGUGGGUACCCUCCCCAGGACAUGCUUCCUUCCUCUUCCUCGUCCUCUGCUGUUUCGUCUACUGUCGGAGGAUAUAAAGUGUCUCGUUACUCUGAAGAUGCACAGGAACCUGCAGUGUAUCACAGAGGUCGCCCCAUGUACCCCCCAACCCCAUCGUACCGCUCUAAUGAGCCCCCGUGCUACCCCCCAUACCCCAGUGUUGGAGGGCCAGGGUCACACAUUGGCCACCACUCCGCAAUGCCUCCUCCACCUCUUGCCACCCAGUAUGAUCAGCCCUCAAUGUCAGACAGAGAGCGGGACCGGGACAGAGACUCAGGGGGCCGGUAUGGGGCCGGGACGAUCGGCUCCAGAAGGUCAUCAUACCACCACCAGCAAGACACAAACUCUUCCUCAAAGUACCAUUCCCAUCACUCCCAUCAUCACUCAGAUCGCAGGGAUGAGAGGGGGUACCGGCGAGACAGCUUGGGCUCUCGAUCAGGUGACCACAGCCACCAGAGACACCGCAACCACCACCAUUCUCACAACCACCAUGGCAGCAGUAGCCGCAGAAGGAGUAGCCACGACCGAGACAGAGACCGGGACAGAGAUCGAGAUAGAGACCGAGACAGAGACAGUGACUACUCCAACAGCUCGGACCCUAGAUACAACUCAAACUCGUACCGCUCUUCCUCCAACAGCAUGUCUCCUCCCCCCUCAUCUUACCCUGCAUACUCCUCUUCCAAAGAGCCCACCCCAGCCCCUCCUCAGGGAUUGGAUGUUCCCUCUCGUCUAGGGGGCACAAGCCUCUCAGAAAGAAGCUCUCAGCCUUCAGUUGGUGCUGAAAAGGAUUUCAACACCGGUCACCACAGUGCUCUGCCUCCACCACCCCCACCGCCACCUCCCCUCCCACCAGCUUCAGUCAUUGCAGCAGCUGUAGCUGAGACACUUGGAACGCUAGACUUCAACCAGGAUAGUCCUGCUCAUGAAGAGCAGUGGACCAAGCCCAAACGCCGUCCCAGCACACCGCCAGCACCGCCUAAGACACCCCCACCUCCCCCGUCUUCUCCUCCCCUUCCAAUCAUUGCUUCCUCCUCCACCUCUCCUUCAUCAACUUCCCUCCCUCAACAUCUUCCCUCCUCUUCUAGCUCUCCACCUCCUCCUCCUCCUCAACGUGACUCUUCCUCCCCAGAGCCAGAUUCCACCAACGAGAGCUUACCAUUCGUCUAUCACAGCAGCAGCCUUGACUCUCGCAUUGAGAUGCUCCUUAAGGAACAAAAGGCAAAGUUUUCUUUCCUGGCCUCUGAUGAAGAAGAAGAGGAGGACAGGAAAGAGGAGAAACAGAGGGGCAUUCGUGGGGAUGGAGGAGAGCGGAAAGUUGGGGUAGGUGAUGCAGCAGGGGAGCACUCAAGUGCUAACCAGGUGGAAGACAACGGGGAGAAGGACCAGAGGAGGAAAGGAGAAAGAGACAGAGAUGGCAAUAGAGGGAGGAAACACGGAAAGGGUGGAGAAGUUAGGAAAAGUCCCACUGUUCUUACUGCAUCAACACCCACCUCUUCAACCUACUCGACCCAUAUUCUGCCCCCAGAGGAGCCUCAGCCCCAAGUUGGCCUCACUGGGACUGGAGCUUUGCUGGAGGAAUCUUCUCAAGCUGGGUCUGCUGAUUCUCAGAGCAGGACAGGAGCACACACGCCACCUUACAACGGACAAAGUCAGGUAACUGAAGAAGCAUAGAAUAAAUCUUCAAUCUCAGCUUGUUUGAUACCACAUAAAUUUCCUAAUAAAAAUAAGUGCUAAGUUGUUACUUAUUGGUCAAAAAGGCUGAACUAUGUUGAUGUAAAUGUAGGGGAUCGACACCUGUUUGUCGCAAGGGCACCAACUCUGGGUAAAGUUUGAGGCUGACUGUUUUGGUAAAAGCAUCCCAAAUAAACAAACUUAGUGUUUUGUGUUCAAAAUAAGUGGAAAAUAGCAUCUUUCAUACAGAAAAUGUUUGACUCAUCUUUUAAACGCAAAGUAUGUACUCAUACAUUUCUGCUAACCAAAGUAGAGAAGUAAGAACAUCACAGCUACAAAGAGAAAAAGCACAUGAAGUAGUUAAUAUGAAGUUAACAUUCUGGUAAUAGAUUUCUCAAUAAGAGUGUUUUGAUUUUCUUUGUUGAAAUCUGGCUGGUUUGGAUUGUGUCGGAUCAAGUGGGUCUGGUAACCCUGACUGUCUGACUCUGUUUUCUUUCAGUCCUCCCCUCAUUCCUCAGGUGAAGACAUGGAGAUCUCAGAAGAUGAAGAAGAGGAGGCCACUAUAACAACAGUGGCCCCUCAUCAGCCCACAGUCACCUCAGGUUCCUCGCCCUCUUCAUCCCAGGCUGCCAUGCCAUCUCAAACAUCGGACCCCUCAUCUUCACCCCCACCAAUUUCUGACUCAACGCAACACUUUGGCACCUCCAUGCACCCUCCAAUACCUUCAUAUCCUCCUCAUUUGCCUCCUCCACCGCCUCCUGGUUACUCGCUUCAGCCCCCACCUCCCCCGGGGAUCCCUCCCCUGUCUCACAUGGAGCUGCACCCAGAGUACCCCCCUCCCAUUCCUCACCACAUGUAUGACUAUGCCACGUCCAUGGAGCUGAUGAACCAGUACAGUGGUGGAGCUCCCAUGUCUUUCCAAAUGCAGACCCACAUGCUUAGCCGCCUGCAUCAGCUGCGCAUGUCGUCAUCCAACGGCACCCCGGGUCCUGGUGAGGCAGCUACUGCAGACUACUCCUCCUACCAUCUCCACUCUAUGCCACCACCCCACACACACCACCCGUAUAUGGACCAAGAGGGUAGUGGGGCGGGUUCACAUUAUGACCAGGACCACCGUUACAUGCCACCCCACAUGCCCUACCCUUACCCCGACCCCCACAGCACUCAGAUACCACCACCUCCACAUCAUGGAAUACCCCCACCCCAUACUGGAUGGCCGCCACAUGUCUUACCACCACACUACCCCUCUUACAUGCCCCCACCUGGCUAUGGCACCAUACUGCCUAGAGAUGGAGGCGAGUACAGUGCUCCUGGUGAGGAGAUGCCCAUGCUGGUGGAGAAUCCACAUGAGGCCACAGUGCAGCUGGUCCUGGCAACUCUGAUCCAGGAAAUGAAAAACAUCAUGCAGAGGGAUUUGAACCGCAAGAUGGUAGAGAAUGUUGCCUUUGCAACUUUUGAUGAAUGGUGGGAAAGGAAAGAGACGAAAGCCAAGGUGAGGAUAACCAAUCAAAAGGAUGGUCCCGUCCCUGAGUUUUUUAUGUGUGCAAAGUAGGGAGAUAUUGUCAAAUCUGUCUCUCCAUGCUCCUUUUAUAGACAUGACCUCACAGGUUCUCUCUGCUUUAUAACUAAGAAGGGGAUAUUUUGUUUUCCAAAGCAGUGUGAAUUACUUUGCCUCAUCCACAGGAGCACAACUGUGGUUCUGACUACAUUAACCACUGAUCAUGCUGUGAAAUGCACCAAGUUGAGAACUGAAAAUUGUUUCUAUUUUUCCUUGCCUAGCCUUUCCAGACUAUGGUUAGGGGAGUGUCUGCCUUACGGGAUGAUGAGAAAAAAGAAGAAAAGGUCAACCGUCCUCGGGAACCUCUCACAUCUUUAGUAGACUGGGCAAAGAGCGGUGGCAUGGAAGGAUUUUCUCUCCGUGGAGCCCUGCGGCUGCCUUCCUUCAAGGUAAAGACACUCCUUUUCACAGAUCUCAUGAUGGAUCUCCAUGUUUGACAGCCCACACUGUGGUUUAGCUAAAUUAGACCCAUGAUUACACACACGUAAGAAAAGUGUAUAUUUUAGAGGAAUUUGUAACCCAUAAAUAAAACCAUUGAUAUAUGUGUUGUCAUUGAAAAAAAAGUCAUGUCACAUGGUUUACUGAUGAAAAUUUCCAGCUCUGUUUGGUGAGCUCUACUACACAUACAUGCUUAUUUUUGUCAAGAAGAAAAUAUUAGAAAAUGAGCAUGUUUGAUAUUGCUUCAUGUGUGUGGUUUAGUCUUGUGAAGUGCACAAAAUUUGCCGUUCUAAACUGUAAAGCUGUUAAUCAAUUCAUGUGAUUGUUCAGGUGAAGAGGAAAGAACCCCAAGAGCUUCAAGAGGGAGACAUGAAAAGGCCACGACCUUCGACCCCACCAGACGAGGAUGAUGAAGGUUUGCAGAGCUGAUGUUGAACGUUUCCAAAGAAGGGUUUGAUUAAUGAUGACAUAAUGCAGUGAACCUCAAACUUCUCUCUUGUAUUUUAGCCACUGAGGGACGAAUGCCUGAGGCAGACAGGCGCGGAGCUGAAAGGGAUAACAAGAGGAGGAAGAAGAAGCCAAGGAGUCGUAAACCUUGGGAGCUUGGCAGUGAGGGUGAAGAGACAUCUGAUGGAUCCUCGACAGAGAAGGUAUAUCUACAUGUAAUUGUCUUGAAGAGGCACCAGUGUGACGUUGGGAAAUAGUUUUUAUCACGUGUGUCACUCAUUAAAAUGUUGGAUGCUUUUUGCAUGUUUGUAGUAAAAGUUUGACCUUUCAUUUAUUGAUCUGUUGGUUCAUAAGAUUGAUGAUGUUGUUGUACCACCCAGUAGCUAGAUGGCAGCAUUUCACUGCUAUUGAGUAGUAUUGUAACAAUAAGCUUGUCAUGUGCAGGAGGAUGAAGAGAGUGAAAAGGAAUCUGAUGGUGAGUAAAAACCUGUCUUGUUUACCUUUCUUCCUAUGCAUAUUUUUGUUGACUUUUUGCAGAGGCAGUAAUAUAUCCAAUCAUUUUUUUUUCUUUUGAAGAUGAUGUCCUGAGUGCGGAUAGUGAUGAUGAGAGCCUCUCCUCAUCCUCUGAGGGCUCUUCCUCUUCAGCAUCCUCCUCUUCCUCUUCCUCUGAAGAUGAGGAUGAAGGAGAGGGAGACAGGGCAGAGAGUGAAGGGCCAGACACCAUGGAUGAGUCAACCAUGGACAGUACUCUUGAGAAGGAGGAUGACAGGUAUGAUCAGACACCUGAGCUCUGUGUUACAUAUGAGCUUUGAGAGUUUUUUUUUAAAUCUUUAUUUAGAUUCAUGUUUCCUCAUGUUGGUGUCUCAGACUCUCGCUUCUCUUUUUUUUAUUCUCCUCAGGGAACGUAACACUGCUGCUGUUUCAAAGACCGAGGUCAAAACAGGUCAGUCAGAGAUCCACUUCAGUUGAAAAAAACAUGAUCAGUCACUUUGGCCUACCUCCAACAAAGGCUUUGCCACAGCAAAGGCAUUUAUAAUGAGUUCACCCAUGACUUCUGGAUCCUUGCUGUCACUGCUCCUCUAUGCUUCUCAACAAAGUUACUAAAAAUGUAUUUCUGAGCAGUCUUUCAAAUCUCUGAUUUUCUCUCAGGUGAUGCCAAGGACAGCAAGGCAGAUCCAACAUUACCACCCACCAAGCUUCCUUCUUCACCCCCAUAUCCACGUCCUUCAUCACCCAUCGUUCUUGUGCCUCCUCUCAAGAAACGCAGGAAGACUGUCUCAUUCUCCACAGGCGAGAGUGACAGCAAAACUCAAUUACCAGCUGCACCCCCAUCUCCGGCUCCCUCAACUGCUGGUGAAUCUCCCCUCGUCUCUCCAAGCAGGCCUCCAGACUCGCCCAUCACAUCUUCUAUGACCGCCUCAGUUCGUGCCACUCAGGGCAUCCAACUGCUCCCCUUUGCCUCCAAACCCGGUGCAGGCAAUGCCCUCAUCGUGCCCCCACCAGGCCGAAUCCCGGAUUCUGAUGAGUAUAAGAAGGGACCACCUGUGUCUCCUCAGAUCACCCCUGUCAAAUCCCCAGGGAAACGAGGUGCUGGCAAAGAGUCACCCAAAUCCCCUGGGCCUCCUGUUAUGGUGUGCCGCACUGUGCAGAACCUGCCCUUGGAUCAUGCCUCUAUGUGCAGGAUGGCCUUCGAGGAGGCCCCUCCUCCACCCCCUGUCAACAAACGGUCCAGAGGCAGGCCACGCAGCAGUCUUUCUGCCUCUUCCCUCAGAGAGGAAGAGGAGGAGGAUGAAAAUGAGCAGAGGUUGAGACUCAGAGAGCAGCUGGGGGCAUCAAGCCUCCUGCAGCUGGCUGCAGCUUCAACCACUGACCUGUCUGUGCUGGCUGAUGUAGCCCUAAAAAUGGACCCUGAUGGUGGGGACUCUGAAGAGACAGAGACAUCUGAUGAGGCAGAAGAACAGAAGAUGGAGGAGGAUCUCCUCUCAUCAGGGUCUGUGUCUCUGUUGAUGAGCCCAGAGGGUGUCAUUGUCCUCAUGGAGCACAACUACUGCAAACCCCUUGUACUCACAGUACCAACAGGUACAAGAAGGACUUCCUCCAAACAAGACCCCUCCAUUUUGCUCCCUGCAGACCUCAACACUAUUUCUGGGGUGCUUGAAGCACCAGAGGAGGUCAUUGGAGAUGCAGUACCACCUAGGGUGGAUACCGGGGAGUAUGUUUCCACAAUGGGGGUGUUGUGUGAGUCUGAGGAUGCAGGUCAGGCUGCAGCUUUGUCUCCAUCGUCAAAGAAUAUCAGGGCUGGCAAGGGUUUGGAACUCGAAAAGGACAAGAGCAAAAAAAGGAGAAGAAAAGACAAAGAGAACCUUGAGGUUGAGCGCACGAAAAAGCAGAAGGAGCAGCCAGGCAAGAAGCAAAGGAAGCGGAAACUAGAGGUGUGUUCUCGCAAAUGUCUGUGGAUGUGUGUGGUAGGCAACAAUGUGUGUGACACAAUGAAACUUUGAGUCAUCUGACGGUUUGGUUUUAUAGUUUUGGGAACCCCAUAAGGUCACUUAAUCUGGAAGUUUUCCUCAGAGCGUGUGAAAACGUUCAUAUUUUUCUAUUUGAGUUCUGGCUGGAUGAUUAGGAUGUUACUAAACGUGACACUAACACUGACCAGUGUCACUAAUGUCUCUACUGGGGCCAAAUCCUCUACCAAAGCAAAUGUAUUCAUUGUAAAUCAGUCUAUGUAUUCACUGAGUCAGUGGACACCUGAAACAGUCCAGAACCUGUGAGGCAGCAGUACUACAAAUGAAUCAAAACAGAAUUUUAUGGAUUGAAAGACAGAAAGAAGUGAUGUAGAGAUAAAACUUAGCUGCAGUGCUUUUCCAUUGUGUUCAUUCACAGUUUCUUGAUAGUAAUAAUCUUUGUCCUCUCUCAGGACUCGGAGGAAGAUGUGGACGUAGAGGAGCUUGAGUCAGGGGAACUAUCAAGCUCAGACACAGAAGACGAGGUGGUUGAAGAGGUGAGGAAGAGUGAGCGCCUCUUCCUGCAGGAGGCCGGGAUUACAUCAUCUCAGCGCUGGCCUAAGCCUAUCCCGGCGCCCGAGUCUUCACCAGUGAAGUUUGAAAACCGCAGUGAGUUUGAGCAAAUGACCAUCCUGUACGACAUCUGGAACUCCGGUUUGGAUGGUGAAGAUUUGGGAUUGCUGAAAAAGACUUAUGAGAAGCUGCUCCAGGACGACCACAGCUCUGACUGGCUCAAUGAUACCCACUGGGUCAGCCACACAAAUAUCCUUAUCAAUGACAGCCUUCUGUGUCUAUGUAAAUUGAUGUCUGUGUAUUUUUAGUGGGCAAACAUGUCAUACCUUUAUAUCUCUGCUUGAUUAUCUGCUGUUGGCCUUGACCUUUGAGCUGCACUAACCAAUUUGCCGAACCCUCGGCGAAAGAAGAAGAACCCAGGUGGACAGCUUCGUGAGCAUGUGACCGGGUGUGCCAGGAGUGAAGGCUACUAUGCCAUCAGCCGCAAGGAGAAGGAUGUGUAUCUGGACUUGGACCUUCCUGAGCAGGUCAUAAGGGAGGUGGAGAACGUUGACACAUCGGUAAGUGUCGUAUCUGUUUCAUUCUUAGACUCUGGGAUCUUUUGGUGUCUUCCUUGUUGUCACUAAUAAUUCCUAUGCUAGCAGAAUUUUGUUUUUGUUGGAUUAAUAGCUUUUUUAAAUUUUGAUCACACAUAAUGAAACGAGUAAUUGAGAAAAGUGAAAAGGGCUUGAGCAGUAUUUUAGAUCAAUUGGGAAGCUUUUAUGUGAUUUGAAGUGUGAGUAGUCUAUUUGUCACAAAGUCGCUUCUGGAUUUGAACUCAGCUUCAUGAGUUCAUGUUUACUAUUGCUCUCGAUAAUGAUAAACAAAUGAGGGGUCAGUUGUGCAAUGACCUGCAGUUGUUGCUGCUGUUAUUCAAAUAAAAUGUUGAGAGCACUGAAUAUAAAAGCUAUUAGGUUGUGAAGGCCUAUGUUUGUGGGUUUUUAUCAAAGUCUUCAAUGAUGUUGGGGCACAAAUUCAGCGCAGGUGGUCCAAAUGCAUGUCAACUUUGAUGAGUCUAAAAUUAGUUAAAGAAAGUGAUAUUAGGUAUGUAUCCUAUAGAAGUGCUAAACUGUUAAGAUCAUCUGAUGUUUUUUAUACUCACUCAUUUAUGUGACACGAGAGCUAUUAGGUAUUCAAAAUGAAACUCUGUGGUUGCCACAUUUGUUUUCCUCUCUAGUCUAACACCAGAUGCUGAGCAGAUAUAAACUAACAUGGGUGUGAGAAUCAAAAGGGAGGAUGUUUAUCUAUCUCACUUUGAAUUUGGUUCAAACCCAGUGUCUUCAAAGUCAUCUUAAAUAGCCAUGUUGUUAUUUUCUGCAUUAUUGGUAGCAAAUCAAGUGUAAUAAUACAGACUUCAAGAGUCUGGAUAUUUUUCACAAAGCUGUGUAGAAAAAUACUUUGACAUUAGUAAAAGAGAAGCUUCAAGAAUCCACUUAGUUUGCAGAAGAACAACAGAAGGACUGGUAACAUUUCAAAUGUUGAGCAGUUUCUGUGGUAGAAAAGUGGUGGAGAUUUGCUGGAAAGUGAAAGAAAAAAACCCACAUGUCCGAAAGAUGUCAAUGUGGAAAGAAUGCUGUUGUUCAGCUCUGUGCUGGCUCUGAUAACAACCUAGGGGGUUCAGUGGAGGCUGGAUACAAUGGUUAUUAUAGGGGGUCGAUAUGCGGCUAGGUAAUGCCCCUUUGGAGUUUUAUUGGCAUGGACUCUAGUCAAGACAGUUGGCCCACAGUCAUCUGGCAUCAAAAUCAGGCCAUUUGUAAGGUUUGGAUUAUGUGAGAGGAUUUCAAAAGAGAGGACAGGGGUGAUGGAUUUGGGCUUUUCUGGAGCUAACAUGGCUUUGCUACUGACACAUUUUUGUUUUCCAAGUUUGAGGUUGUUGUUAAAUCAACACUGUAACUCGUUGUUUAAAAUGUCAUUUUUUUACUUAUUUGCUGUUUUCAGCGGUUGGAUAUCAUACUCAGCUGCUUUCAAGUUGUGCUCCAUAAAGUAUCUUUAGCUUUUAAGAAAAACAUAUUUACUUACAAAACUAAGAUAUUUUUUAACAUUAUCUCAGUCUGCACAUGACUUGGCAUAAAUCAGAUGUAAAUGCAGAGUCAGGUACAGUCAGUCUCAGGUACUCAGUGGUGUGUCUGAGUUUUUCUCCUUCAUGCUACACUUCACGCUUGUUUCAUUGCUUUAGUAUGGUCAGUUUAUUCAAUAUCUUGAGUUGAUUGUUGGCACUGUUAUUAAGGAACCUACCCCGAAGCUUUGAAAAGUCGUGUCCUUUAUUUGUUGGUUGUGUAAUCCAUGUGGACUGAAUGCCUGUAAAACUAGAAGACCAACUUAUCUCCACAUUUCCUUUUGCAGUUUCCUAACAGUCUUAUCUGCUUACUGAUCGGUUUCCAGAUGAACCUUACACACACUAACAUGGUUGUUGCUCAUAACGUGUUUGCCUAAUUCCAUCCUCUUCAUCUCAAGGCCUAGUGAUACCGUAAUUAUGUUAUGUCUACUUGUAACGCCCUUCACUCUGUUUCCUUUCAGGGAGCUAACCGGUUGCUAUCAGAACGACGUUCAGAGCAGCGCCGCCUCCUCACUGUCAUUGGUGCCACAGCUGUCAUGGACUCUGACCUGCUCAAACUCAACCAGCUUAAGGUGUGUACAGCCAGUGUAUCAUUGGUAUCUCCUGUACCCAUCUAGUCCCAAUACUUAAUACCCAGUAUGGUUUGUAGAUUUAAGGUCCUUUACUUUUAAGUCCUCUUAAACAGAAAAUCACCUUUUAACAAUAUACAAAAGCAAGCAAGGGUUAGGGACAUCAAGGACAAGAUUUUGAAAUCAGUAAGAGGUGGUGGCAGCUGGAGAAACAGCUGUUUGUUUGACAAUUUUCUCUUGAAAUAUUUCAGAUUUAUGAAAAAUUUGAAUCUGUCAAAGGUCAGCAAGAUUAGAUUUUUGUUAAGUCAUUCAAGCACAGACUGCUUUGUCCAUUGGGGGCACCAAAUCCGACACAAACCAAAAGUCCCUCACAGGAGCUUUAAGUGCGUUUGGCGUUAUCAGUGUUGAAAACAAACUAUGAUGACACAUCUGACUGACUUUAAUGCUCAACUGUAGACACUCAGACUCAAGUAAACUUGACUAAAAAAUUCUAAAGUUUCUCUGAGCAGGCAAACUCAUAUUUCUCAGUCAACUAAGCAAACAUUUUGAUUUUUAUCACCUUUAGCUUACAAUUACUAUAAUCCUCCAUCCAUCAGCAUGAAACACAAAUCCAUCUCUGUACUUUCAAAUUGCCAUUUGUAUGUGCUGCUGAUCUCAGGCAGAUGGAGCAACACAACUUUGACCCUGGAGAACUCCAACCCUUUUAUAAUAAUGUUGAGAAAUGAUUACCCUCAUGUUUUUUUUUUCAUAACCAGGAAAAGCAUAUCAGUUUUAAACUCAUUAGUGUGUGUCUUACACACCACAUCCAAACAGGUAACAGGUGGAAACGGCUUUCUUUUUGAGGUCUUUUGUGACCUCUGCCAACUUCAAAGCUAUUUUCCAUGUGGGCCGUUACCUUGUGUAGAAAUGGCAAACAAGACAUGACGGUUUAAAGAGCAGUUUGCUUACACUUAAGAACUAUCUUCCACCAACAAAGGCUUUAUCUGCCUUCAAAGUGCCUUUGAUCCAUUGACUCAGGCUCCCUGCUUUCUUUGUAAUCUGAUUAAUCUUGCCAAACUGAGUUAAAACUGCAGCUUUGCAAACCCUGUUCAAGCCUUACAUUGGCAUAUGCUGAGGUCCAUUUUUUCAUUUGUGUACCAUUAAAAAAUGCUGAUACACUUCAUUCUAAAGGCUUCUGUCUGAAAUUAUCAUUCUGUCUGUGUGCAGUUCCGAAAGAAGAAGCUUCGUUUUGGACGCAGCAGGAUCCACGAGUGGGGCCUGUUCGCUAUGGAGCCUAUUGCUGCUGAUGAAAUGGUCAUUGAGUAUGUGGGUCAAAACAUCAGACAGGUACGGCUCUGAGUCUGUGUUAUUGUCGUCAUUUUAUCAGUGUGUUGACCUAAAAUCACAGGAUACAUAACAGCUAGUUUAAAAACAUUGAUGAUAGACUUCUUACUCUAAACUAUGGAAAUAUGCAUCAUAUCUGUCAACCCUCUUCAGAGAUGAAUUCCUCCAUUGAACUCAAUGUAAUUAAACCCCUUGUAUGUUUAAUUACAAUAUAAACUAAAAGGCAUCCUUUAAGAUUUUCGAUAAGGGUUGAUUGAGUGUUUAUGUGAUCUGUAAGAAAAUGUUCUGCUGUGUCCAGAUGGUAGCAGACAAUCGGGAGAAGCGAUACGCUCAGCAGGGCAUUGGGAGCAGCUACUUGUUCAGAGUGGACCACGACACAAUUAUAGACGCCACCAAGUGUGGCAACCUCGCUCGAUUCAUCAACCACUGCUGCACUGUGAGUCUCAGCAUACUCAGUCGACAUCUAUCCAGAGCUGACAGUGCGAGGCUUAUUUGAUGGUGAGUUAUCAUGAUGCGGUCUCUCAUUCAUUUUUUUUGCUUUAUCCCUCCAGCCAAAUUGCUACGCCAAGGUCAUCACCAUAGAGUCCCAGAAAAAGAUUGUGAUCUACUCCAAACAGGCCAUCGCUGUGAAUGAGGAGAUCACCUAUGAUUAUAAGUUCCCGCUAGAGGACAACAAGAUCCCUUGCCUGUGUGGAACAGAGAACUGUCGUGGGACAUUGAACUAGUUGACAAGUUUCUCUUUCUCUCUUGCCAACAGCCAGCCAGAACUCCAUUGAUUCACCCUCCUCAUACUUUAUUACCCUGUGAUACCCCCUACCACGUCUGAGACAACCUCACAGUUGUCCUCACAAUACCCAGGAAACCAAGACUCACUCGCGCACUUUCACCUACCCUUUUUUUUUAUUACAUUCUCUUGGCAGAUUGAUGAGCCAGUGUAUGUGGGGUUUGUGUGACCUGGCAUGUAAAGGGCCUCUGUUACACAGGCAGCUCCUCUGUGACAGUAUUGUUUCACUUGAUGGAUGAGAAGUUCCAGUUAAGUAGUUCCAUGCAGCCUGGCAUGAAAGGGCCUUUUUCUCCCCAUGCCAAUAUCCGUUUCUAGAAGCACUCGUGAAGAGAGAAAAAUAACACACUGGGUUUUUUUUAAUAUUCAAGACAGAUCACAUAAUCAACCACCUAGAUCCUUCUUCCAAUAUUCAAUUCCUCCUCCCUUUGCACCCCUCUGUCCUCACAGGUCCGCACACUGACGCACAGAAAUAUAAGACAAAUUCAGGGUUUUUAAAAAUCGCUUAAGGGCGCUCUUUUAAGAUGAAAACUUCAAUUUGGUCUUCAGUUAUGCAAGAUUUCCAAGUGUGAAGAUUGUUUUUGAUCAUUUUUUAAAUUUUGUUUCAUAGUAUCACAUAUUGAUAUUACUCUUGCUGUUAUUAAUGGUAUUUAGUUGCAUUAGCUGUAAGUAUCUAACAGUGAAAUAAGCUUCACUGUAUCCACCCACUGCCUUCAGUGGCUCGUGAAUCACCAGCCCUAUAAAACUCUCCUUCUCCACUGUGCGUUACUCUCCUUCUGUCUGGAUGAGUCCUUUGAGUUAUUGUUUUUAGUCCCUACAUGAACAUCAGUUAAAUUGUAGCUGAAAGUGUGUUAUUUUUACAUGGCCAAUGUUUUUUAUGUUUUUUUCUGCAGAAGUAUCACACAGAAAUAUCAGUCUGUUCCUCUUUUGUUUGUUCACCCCCCAGAGUCCUAAGCUGUGUCAACAAAGGUUUUGUAUUCAGGUCUUGAGUGUUUGUACGUAGGCUCUCUGUGUCAGUCUGUCUGUGUUUAAUCGUCCCUUCCAUGAAAUUUACUUAUUUGGUUUCAACCAGCAAAUGUUUGGUAUAUGUUUUAGGAGAUUUCAAACCGCAAGUUCUUUUUUUUUUAUGAACCGGCUCAGCAAAAACCCCACAAAACUCCUGCAGGUCCCUUGACCUCUGCUCCAAAUGUUUUUAAAAGACACAUUUUUAAUGUGAUCAGGUCUCCUUAGAGGUUUAGUUAAGCAAAGUUUCUAUUUCCUCAUGGUUUAUAGGACUCCCAUAAUUAAAUAGUGUGUAUUUUAUUUGAUCUCGGAGUCAUUUGCCCCACUUUAAGCAUCCCUCCCUGAAAAAUUUCAGCUCCAGGCAAACAAAUGCUCUUCUUUAGUCCUGUUUGCAGUUAAGAUGGUUGGAAGAUAUUUAAGGGCAAGUGUCAGCAAGUUUUUUGAGACGCUCCAUACAGAGGGAUGCAUAUGGCCUGUGUGUUUUCUCUGUUUAUCAUAUGGCUCUGGCCGUCCAAAGUUUCAGCUGUUAUCUUGACAAACAGGCGUCUCCUUCGUUUUGAUCUCACCCGAACAGGAAAAUGUGUAAAAUAUUUUUUUGUUUCAAUGAAGCCUUUCAGUACAAACCUACCGUAUUAACAACAGGAGAAAAAAAUGAAAGGAGAAAAAAAAAAUCAAAGUACAUGUAAAUAUUGUAGAGGUGUUUGUUUCUCGUAGAAACACACUGAUUUCAGGCUGUAAAUAUGUUGUUCCUUUUCCCCUCACCAUGAGGAGGAAACAUGUACAUACCUUCCAUUCAUUUAUUUUUUAUUGUUUCUCCUUUUAAUUUGAUGAUUAUUUUAAUAUUAUUUGCAAUAUUUCUCUUGUAUUAAUGCGUUGGACCCUUUAUUAAUGGUGCAUUAAAAUAUUUUUUAAAUAAAUGAA
This is a messenger RNA of Xyrichtys novacula (pearly razorfish), 17773 nucleotides long. The record is from the annotation of a GenBank genome assembly. Lineage: Eukaryota; Metazoa; Chordata; Actinopteri; Labriformes; Labridae.